This is a messenger RNA of Anoplopoma fimbria (sablefish), 2387 nucleotides long. RefSeq names its product nucleotide binding protein-like (gene nubpl). The record is from RefSeq and is a predicted model, not a curated record. The transcript has 11 exons. Gene Ontology annotation, molecular function: ATP binding; ATP-dependent FeS chaperone activity; 4 iron, 4 sulfur cluster binding. Lineage: Eukaryota; Metazoa; Chordata; Actinopteri; Perciformes; Anoplopomatidae. Gene Ontology annotation, cellular component: mitochondrion. Bases 36 to 992 code for a protein of 318 amino acids. Gene Ontology annotation, biological process: mitochondrial respiratory chain complex I assembly; iron-sulfur cluster assembly.
UGCGCCGCUAGCUGAGUAGCAUCAGCGCCGCUAGCAUGGCUCAGCUCAGCAGACUGUCGCGUCUCCUGAGAGCAUCCGUUCACACAGCCGGGACGGGAUCGAACCCGGGCCCUGCGUGCUGCGUGCAGCUCACGCGCUGCCAGAGGUCGGUGGACAGUAAGGCGUUACAGGAGAGGCAGAAGCAGCAGAUGGCGAAGGGUCUUCCAAAACAGAAGCCCAUCUCGGGGGUCAAACAGGUCAUCGUUGUGGCUUCAGGGAAAGGUGGCGUCGGCAAGUCCACCACCGCAGUGAAUUUGGCUCUUGGAUUAUUGGCCAACGACCCGCUCAAGUCAGUCGGUUUGUUGGACGCCGACGUUUACGGUCCAUCGAUUCCCAAACUGAUGAACCUGAAGGGAAACCCGGAGCUCAAUGACCACAAUCUGAUGAUCCCUCUCAUUAACUACGGGGUUCCUUGCAUGUCGAUGGGGUUCCUGGUGGACGACGUGGCUCCGAUCGUGUGGAGGGGUCUGAUGGUGAUGUCAGCGAUAGAGAGACUGCUCAGACAGGUGGACUGGGGGUCUUUGGACUACCUGGUGGUCGACAUGCCUCCUGGGACCGGAGACGUCCAACUGUCAAUCUCCCAGAACGUCCCAGUAGCAGGCGCCGUCAUCGUGUCGACGCCGCAGGACAUCGCCCUGCUGGACGCUCGCAGAGGAGCCGAGAUGUUCAAGAAAGUUAACGUGCCGGUUCUGGGUCUGGUGCAGAACAUGAGCGUCUUCCAGUGUCCCAACUGUCACCACCAGACUCACAUCUUCGGCUCCGACGGGGCCCGACAGCUCGCAGACACUCUGGGAGUCAGAUUACUAGGUGACGUUCCUCUUCAUCUCAACAUCAGAGAGAUGUCGGACAGAGGGAAACCAGUGGUCGUCUCCUCUCCUGACAGCCCCGAGGCGGAGGCGUACAGGAAGGUGGCGUCGGCCGUGGUCCAGAGACUCGAGGAAGUCAACACUUGAUUUAUGUAAACUGGGAGAGCACAUGAUGACACUCCAUGUCAUGUGACACACAUGCAAAACAAACAGACAGACAUGUGACACACGUUUAUGUUAACAUACAGAAACGCACAAUAAGUUAAUAACAAAGCACUGCUGUGCACUGUGUGUAUUAGUACUGCAGUACUACUGAAUAUAUGUGAUCCUUUUAGCUGUGAUGAUGUUUAAUGAACCAAUGAACUCAACUGUGUUUAUGAUGUUCUGAAAAUGACAUUUUAAAUACUUUUGCAUGCUCUAAAAAGCAGCUGGAGGUAACUGUUAAAUAUAUUUAAACUUCAUUACCCAGGGUUCCAAUGCAAGGCAAGAUUAUUUAUGUUGCAAACAAAGGCAAUUUAAAGUGCUUUUCAUAUAGCAUAAAACAGUAAAUAAGACAAUUUAUAAAAGAGUAAAUAAAUAAAAAACAGGCGACUGCCUCUGAAAAUGUCCAAAUAAUACUUAAAAAAAAUAAGAUUACAGAAGAUAAAGUUAUAUUGCUUCUGUUUGACUCCCCAGUUUGGGUCAGAAAUAUAUUUUCCCUGCAAAAUGUGGAUAAAGGUGAUUCAGUCUGUAAAACAUCUGCAGUAUUAUAUAUUAAAAUCCCUCUUUUUUGUCCUGCUUUAAUAUUUUUGUCAUGUUCUUUAGUGUUUUGUUCUUUUGGUUGUUUUAAACAGGAAAAGUGAAGCUGAUUAAAACACGUGGGCUCCUCAAAAACUAACACUAUGUUAUGUAUAGAUAUAGUUUACAAAUGUAUAUUUUGUCAUAUCAUUCACAUGUGAAUUCUGAUUUAUUCUCGAUGUUAAUUUAUCAGAGAGAGCGUUGUAAUUUGAUGAAUAAAAUCUUUAAUGGUGCAGUAAACUGAAUGUUUUUUGAUCCAGACAAACAGAAGAGUCCUUUAGGAAACAUCAGGUCAGAUCCAUGCUGAGAAUAGACUGAAUGAGCCUUUAAUGUUGGAGGCUUUCACUGUGCACUUCCUCAGACAAACUGCAGAGGGAGCUUGUUGCACAUUUCUUUUUUCAUCUGAAUAAAGGUCACAGACACAUUCAUGCUAGGUCUUCUGCUGUUGAUGUCAGUCAGGGUUUAGUUUUUUCAUUAUGCCACCUGCUGAGGCCCUGCUGACACCCACUACUACUACCACUAUCAUUAUUAGUCACAUUACUAUUAUUAUUGCCUGUACUAUUACGCUUAUUGACUUGCUUCUACCCUGGAGUCUUUGUGCUUUCUCGCUUCGCAGGCUUCUAUAAAUCGUGGCUGUACCUGGACCGUGGACGUGCAUCCUGCUACGGCCCUGCUGACACCGACUGCUACCACCAUUAUUAUUAUUACUAGUCACAUUACUAUUACUAUUACCUGUACCAUUAAGCAUUUUAGCUUUACUUCCAC